Messenger RNA from Rhinolophus ferrumequinum (greater horseshoe bat), 7050 nucleotides. It is a transcript of the gene PARP14, whose product is annotated as poly(ADP-ribose) polymerase family member 14. The transcript is spliced from 17 exons. The record is from RefSeq and is a predicted model, not a curated record. Gene Ontology annotation, biological process: negative regulation of gene expression. The coding region runs from base 78 to 5519 and encodes 1813 amino acids. Gene Ontology annotation, molecular function: NAD+ poly-ADP-ribosyltransferase activity; transcription corepressor activity. Lineage: Eukaryota; Metazoa; Chordata; Mammalia; Chiroptera; Rhinolophidae. Gene Ontology annotation, cellular component: nucleus; cytoplasm.
GAAAGCGAAAGAGGCACAGUUAACCGCCGGGAGUUGCGGUGGAACUGGCAGUCCAGGACGGGCCAGCUGAGCCGAGGAUGGCUGAGCCCGGCCGCUUCCCGUUGCUGGUUGAGGGGUCCUGGGGCCCCGACCCACCGAAGAGCUUGAGCACCAAGUUGCAGAUGUACUUCCAGAGCCCGAAAAGAUCGGGAGGCGGCGAGUGUGAGGUCCGCCAAGAGCCCGGAAACCCGGCCCGCUUCCUGGUGCUCUUCUUCCCGGACGACGUUCGGCAGAAAGUUCUGGAGAGACAGAACCACGAGUUAGUAUGGCCAGGAAAAGGAACAUUCAAGUUAACUCUCCAGUUGCCCACAGCCCCAGGUGACGUCCAUGAUGACUCUGAGAGGAAAAUCUCAACGAAAGAAUCCAAGACCAAAGAACAUGCCAAAGAACCAGAUAUGUCAGAAGAACUGGAUUCAGAAAUCUCUCUCGAUAGAAGACCAGAGAAAAUUGAAGACAUCCCAGAACAAUGUGAAAAUAUUCCCUCUUUGGUUGCAUUUAAAAAUCUCCAAGCAAAUGUGACUGAUGUAAUGUUAAUCUUGUUAGUGGAGAACAUAAGUGGCCUGUCCAGUGAUGAUUUUCAAGUCGAAGUAAUACGAGAUUUUGAUGUUGCCGUAGUUACCUUUCAAAAAUACAUAGAUACCGUGAAAUUUGUUAAUGACUGUAUCAAGCACCAUUCAGUGAAAAAACUUCAACUUUCUCCAAUACUUUUGGAAGUGACAAAAACAAUCAGGGUUGAAAACCUGCCGCCUGGUGUUGAUGACUAUAAUUUAAAACAUUUAUUUGAAAAUCCUCAAAAUGGAGGGGGAAGAAUUGCCAGUAUUGAAUAUUUUCCUGAAGAGAGUUCAGCUCUGAUUGAAUUUUUUGACAGAAAAGUGUUAGGCACCAUCAUGACCAAGAAACUUCACUUCAAUAAUAUGCCGCUGUCUGUGUUUCCAUACUAUGCCUAUUUGGGCACAGCUUUAUAUGGAAAGGAGAAGCCUGUGAUCAAACUUCCAGCACCAUUUAAAGAAUCACUGGAUCUUCUUUUAUGGAAGUUCUUGUACAAAAAUAAUCACCUGAUUGAAGAGAUAAACGAAGAAGUGAGACGUUGUCACUGUGAGCUAACAUGGUCCCAACUCAGUAGUGAAGUUAUCGUAAGACCUGCAGCCACCUUAGUCAAUCAAGGAAGACUAAGAAUCAAGAACUGGAAGAAAGAUGCUUCCACAACAUUCUCUGACAUCAGGUCUAGAUAUAAAGUGACACCACUUAAAGUGGAUCCAGUAGUGUGGGACACCAUAAAAAAUGAUUUAGAAGCUGACAGGAUUUUGAUUGAAUUUGAUACACUUAUGGAGAUUGUAACCUUAGUGGGGAAAUCAGAGGAUGUACAAAACAUGGAGCCACAAAUCAAGGAAUUAAUAGAAAACACCACUCAAAGAAUUAAAAGAGAAGAGCAAAGUCUAAAGGAAAAAGUGGCCAUUUCUCCAGGAAAGUAUUUUCUUUUGUGCCACAGCGGUAUACAGGAGCAUUUUCACACGGAGUUCCCAGACAUGGAGAUUUUUUAUGAUGAAGCCACUCAACACGUGUACUUGAAAGGAUUCCAUGCAGAUGUGUAUAAAGUAAAGUGUGAAAUCCAGGAAAAGGUGUUCAACAUGGCUCAGAAAAACAUUCAGCUUCCCCCUGAGGUUUUCCAGUUUUUGCAACAGGUCGACUGGGCAGAAUUCUCUAAUUCUCUUUUUAUAGCACAAAAAAUUCUUGCAAUUUAUGAACUAGAGGGUACAACUGUUCUCUUAACCGGCAGUUCUUCUGAAGUCCUAUUAGAAGCUGAAAAGCAAAUGAUCAGUGCCCUGAAUUAUAAGCGCAUAGACAUCGAGGACAGAGAAUUUCUUAGUGGCAAGAAGUGGAAAGAUAUCACUCACCAUUUGCAUAGGAAAUAUAAGUCUUCCUCAAAGACUGUAAUAAUCAAUGAAUUAAUUUCAGAAAGCACAGCUGCGGUCAUCAUCGCAGGCUGCGUGAGAGAAGUAAACGACACCCACAGCUUCCUUCUUGACUUUUUGGAAAAAAACGCGAAAAUAGAGAGAUUUAUUGAAGUAAAGCCUCCCUUAGUUAUUCAUUAUUUAAAGGCACAGAAGAAGCUCUUCUUGCAAAAGACAAAGAAGAUAAAUGUUCAGGUAGAGUUCAAGACUGCUGACAAACAAAAAGGCAUUUUACUAAUUGGCUCAAAGACUCAAGUCCUGGAGGGAAUAAACAUCCUCAAGCAAGCCAGGGAUUCAGUUUGUAUUAAAAGCAUCUGUAUUGAUAAGCCAGGAAUCAGCCAGUUGUUCCAAAACAAUGAAUGGUAUUAUAAAACUCAGGCCAAACGGUUAUUUGAUUGUUUUAUAGAACUACAGCAGAAUGAAGAAGAGGAGAAGGGAGGUGGCGCUGACGGACAAAAGCGUUUCUCCCGGGCAGACUUAGCCCCUGGAGUCUCGCUGAUUGUACAGCAGGGCGACUUGACCCAGUUUCCUGUGGAAGUGGUGGUGAAUUCGGCAAAUGGGGACCUCCGGCACAGCGGUGGUCUUGCCGCUGCUCUUUCAAAAGCAGCUGGCCAUGAGCUCCAAGCAGACUGUGAGCAGAUAGUGAAAAACAAAGGCGCGAUCCUACCUGGCCACGCUACCAUCUCAAAAGCAGGAAAGCUCCCAUACCACCAUGUGAUCCAUGCCAUAGGGCCCAAGUGGAAGGACAGCGACGCCCAGGAGUGUGUGUUCCUGUUAAAGAGGGCCGUGGAAGAAAGUCUCCAUUUGGCCGAAAAAUACCAGUACAGAUCCAUAGCCAUCCCUGCCAUUAGUUCUGGAAUCUUUGGCUUUCCCUUAUCCCAGUGUGUGGAGACCAUUGUUUUGGCCAUUAAGGAAAACUUCCAAUAUAACUGGGAAGGACGCACCUUGAAAGAGAUUUACCUUGUGGAUGCAGCUGAGAAGACUGUUGAGGCCUUUGCUAAAACUGUGAAAACUAUGUUUAAAAACACUCUGCCUGAAACUGCGAAAACUAUGUUUAAAAACACUCUGCCUGAAACUGCUUCCCCGCCCAGUUUACCAGCAGCAGUCCAGCCCCGCUUGAGAAAAGAUCAUGGAAACAGACAAAUGCUGUUGUGCCCCGGAGGCCUGAAGAUCCGGUGGUUGCAAGAAGAGGUGCAAAAUGCUACAACCGAUGUUAUCGUCAACUCCAUUCCCUCGGAUCUUGUGCUUAAUAGAGGGCCCCUUUCUCAAGCCCUCUUGAGAAAAGCUGGGCCAAAGCUCCAGGAAGAAGUGAACACAACCGGACAAACGAUGUCUGUUGACGUGGGCACAAUUCUCCAAACCAGUGGUUGCAAUCUGCAUUGCCACCGUGUGCUUCACGUGGUGGCUCCGGACUGGCAAAAUGGCAGCACAUCUUCACAGGCGAUCAUGGAAGACGUAAUCAAAGAAUGUUUGACAAUCACUGAGAACUUGUCCUUAAAAUCAAUUGCAUUUCCAGCCAUAGGAACAGGAAAUUUGGGGUUUCCUAAAACUGUUUUUGCUGAAUUAAUCAUUUCAGAAGUGUUCAAAUUUAGUAGCAAAUAUCAACCGACAGCUUUACAAGAGGUUUGCUUUCUCCUGCAGCCGAAUGAUCUCGAAAAUAUUCAGGCGUUUUCAGAUGAAUUCAACAGAAGGGCUAAUGGAAAUUUCGUCAGUGACAAAAUUCCCAAGGCUGAAAAUACACAAGGUUUCUAUAAAACUGUUUCUCGCCCUGACUUAGGAUUGCAUGAAAUGAAAAUUGGCCCCAUCACCUUCCAGGUGGCUUCAGGAGAUAUCACGAAAGAAGAGGCAGAUGUGAUCGUAAAUUCAACAUCAAAGGCAUUUACUCUCAAAGCAGGGGUCUCCAAAGCAAUUUUGGAACAGGCUGGACAAAAUGUGGAAAUGGAAUGUUCUCGUCUAGCUCAACAGGGCAACAAUGAGUAUAUAAUUACCGAAGGUGGAUUAUUGAAGUGCAAGAAUAUUAUUCAUGUCAUUGGCGGAAAUGAUGUCAAGAAAUCGGUUUCCUAUGUUUUGCAGGAGUGUGAAAAGCGGAAUUACUCAUCCAUUUGCCUCCCAGCCAUUGGGACAGGAAAUGCCAAACAAGACCCAGAUAAGGUUGCUGAAGCCAUAAUUAAUGCCAUUGAAGACUUUGUCCAGAAAGGAUCAGUUCGCUCUGUGAGAAAAGUUAAAGUUGUUAUCUUUUUGCCUCAAGUACUGGAUGUGUUUUAUGCUAACAUGAAAAAACGAGAAAGUUCUCAAGCUCCUCCCCAACAGUCUGUGAUCUCUAAAGUUGCAUCAUUUUUGGGCUUCUCAAAGCAGUCUCCCCCCAAAAAAAAUCCUUUGGUUUUGGAAAAGAAAACAGAAUCAGCAAUUUUUCAGGUGUGUGGUGAAAAUGAAACAUCUGUGAAAUCCACCCUCUCAUGGAUACAGGAAAUUAUUAAUAAGGAACAGGGUCUUUACACCAGUGAAGAAGAAUGUAUCAAACACUUUGAUAACAAGGAAUAUCAAGAAUUGAUUAAGCUGCAGAAGAACUUAAAUAUUACUAUUUGCUUGGACCUUGAAAGACCUCUGAUUGAGGUUUUGGGAAUUAACAGAGAUGUAGAACGGGCCAGAAAUGCAAUUGAGGAAAUGAUCAAGACAGUUCGAUUGGCCAAAGAUCGGGAAUCCAGAGCAGAUUGUAUCAGUGAAUACAUAGAAUGGCAAUAUAACGACAAUAACACUUUUCAUUGUUUCGACAAAAUAACCAACCUGCUAUUGGAGGAAGCAAGGCAAAAGAAGGGGACCGUCAAGGUGAAAAUUAAUCACCAUAGCUACACAGUGGAUGUGAACAAAUGUGUUGCGACAAAUGCAAAGGGACAUAGUUUACCUGUUCAGCGCAUCAUGAAACAUGAAGUUGCGAUCCCUGUGCACUGGAGUGAUAUGAAGCAACAGGAUGUCUGCCUGGUUGAGCUACAGCCUGGUCAUGCAGAAUAUGACAUGGUGGCAAAAAAGUUUAAUCAGACCUGCUCACAAUGCAAGAUAGAGAAGAUGGAGAGGAUCCAGAAUCCACGUCUCUGGAAGGGCUACCAGACACAGAAAAAAAUCAUGGAUGACAAGAAUAAACAUACAACAAAUGAGCUGCAGCUUUUCCAUGGGACAGACGCCGACUCGUUGCCACAUGUCAACCAACAUGGCUUUAACCGCAGUUAUGCUGGAAAGAAUGCUGUGGCAUAUGGAAAGGGAACCUAUUUUGCAGUUCAUGCCAGUUAUUCUGCCAAUAAUACGUACUCCAAACCAGAUGUAAAUGGAAAAAAGCAUAUGUAUUAUGUGCGAGUGCUUACUGGAGUCUACACAAAUGGAAAUUCAUCAUUAGUUGAGCCUCCUCUAAAGAACCCUCAAAAUUCAGCUGACCGGUAUGACAGUGUCACAGAUCACAUGCAAAAUCCAAGUUUAUUUGUGAUAUUUUAUGACUACCAUUCUUACCCAGAGUAUCUCAUUACUUUUAAACAAUAACGUUUUGGUAUCCUUCACAGAUGACAUUAUUCAUCUAUACCUAUCUAGUUGUAAAACAAGUUUUAGAUUUUUUUUCUCUUAACAGCUUUUUCUAAGAUCAAAGGAUCCUUGCCACUGACAUCAGACUUUCUUCAGCUUCUCUUUCAUAACUGGAAUGAACCUAUCGUGAAAGCAAUAAAUUUGAGAAUUUAAAUCCAAUAACUUAGUUACAAUUGUGUGUCCACAAUCACGAACAUCAAAUCUGUAGAAGAAUAGAACAGGUUUAUAUUUUCAGGAAGGAGAGAGUAAUACUAAUCUUAAAAGCAAAGGGCACAGCUCUGCAAUUGCAGCUGCCCCUGACGGAGAUAGCUGGUGUCACGUCUGGAUGCCGUAUUGCUGUGGGAGCACAGUAUUAUUAAGUGGGUGGGACUGCUAUUUUUCCUGGGAUCAGGGAGGGUGUCUGGCUCAUUUUUUUAAUCCCUGAAGUCUGUACCUGAUGUACAAUGGAUACUCCAGAAAUGUUUCAUAAACCAAUUAAGAAUGAGAAAAGCCUAGUCAGACUCUUACCCAAAUAGGAACCAUUUCUGCAACAUCCUUGACUUAUUGUCACUUUGCCUCAAAUUGAACAGAUUCCAUGACAGGGAACUUUGUUUUUCAUGAAUCAGCCCAUGACAUACGGGACAGUUGCAGUCAGGGCUCUGGGACUGCAGUGCAGCUAUGCCCUGCGCAGCCCAGGAACCGUGGCCUGGCGUGUGGUCUGUGGGAACAGUGUCCCCUGGACCUGUGCAGCGCAGCCGCCCUGCUCCAACUGGUCCUUUGUAUGUUGGACCCAAAUUUGCCUUCUUGUAACUCCUACUCAUUGGUCUUAGUUUUUUCCAGUGAAAACAGUGGGGCAAUUAAUGCCUGCUACAUCUUCAGUGUGAAACCCUUCCACUAUGUGAAGAUUAAAUGAAUUCUAAGGUUAUUAAAUGGCAUAUUUUCCCUGGCAACCUAGCUUUUGAUGAUUUUAAAGGUACCUAAAUAAACCAAAAGAAUUAAACAUAUUGCUAAUUUGCUACUCAGUACUUAUCAGAUGGUCAAGGGAAGUUUCUUCUUCAACUUUCCCAGGUAAAUUUCAGAUUCAGACAUAUUGAUUGAGCACUUAGCUUGUAUCAGAUAGUACAAUAAGUAGAAGGUUUCACAUACAGUAUUCAUUUUAUUCCCCCAAACAAUCCUGUGAGGUAAGAAUUUUAAACAUACUGGGUCAGAGCCAUUCUAACAUGGUUCCCCAUUUUAAAGCUGAGGAAUCUGAUGCUGAGAGUGCAAGGAAAUUCCUCACCUGGGGUCACCUAGGUAAUAGCCCUCAGAGACAGCAACUGAAUCUUGGUCCCUGUGUCAUCAAGCCCUUUGUUCUUCCCACUACAGACCAUGGCGCUAGAUUGACGUUACCGAUUCAGGAACAUCUCAGAGAAUCUGUGAAUAACCCUUAAAGCUCCUUGGUUUUUUCCUUCUGGCUUUGAUUUCUGUUAUAGAAACUGAUACCAUGUUUCCCCGAAAAUAAGACCUAGCUAGA